UCCUCAAUGUUGCGGUACUUUCCGGUAUCCCCAGCGACCAAUAGAGGCCAACGGCCUCGCUUAUAUGUGCACAGUGCUGGUGAAGCCCCGCAGUGCGCGAUGGACCUCCGCCGAGGGCAGCUGUGGCCACUCUUGCUGCUGCUCACCGCUGAGUGUGUAAAACCAAUUCCAACAGACGAAUCGUAUCUCCUUGAUGGAAAGCCUUCACUGGCUGCAGAAUUUCCAUGGCAUGUUGGAAUAUAUUUACAUGAAAAUGAUGGAUAUUUACAACUAUGUAGUGGAACCCUUAUAAAAAGAAAGUUGGUUCUAACUGCUGCUCACUGUCUUGGAAAAUCAAAUAAUCCUAAGGAUUACAUGAUUGUAGCAGGCAAACACCACAGAGGCUGGGAUAUAAAGGAUCCAAAAGAACAACAACUUGAAGUGGACUCAAUUGUGAUUCAUGAUAUGUAUAGAGGACCUUCACGAAAUUAUGCAGAUGAUAUAGCUAUAAUAGUUCUGAAAAAUGAAAUAAGAAUCUCAGAUUUUGUGAGACCAGCUAGUCUAGAUCUUGAAAGUAAAUAUGAGAGAGAACAACUGUCUUCUGGGAGUUUUGGCUCUAUUGCCCACUGGGAUUACAAUGAAAGUCCAGAACCAAGUGAUGUACUGCUAAUGACCAAAUUGCCAUUUAUCGAGUUCAGCCAGUGUUACGAGCUACUUCCCCAGUCUGUAAGACCUUUAUUUGCUUCUGACAAAUUCUGUGCAGGAUUUAGAAAUGGUACUGCACUUUGUGCAGGUGAUGGCGGUGGUGGCUUGUUGUUCGAGCAGAAGGUAACAGCCACAACAAAGCAGUGGUUCAUUCAGGGAAUAGUAAGUUUAGGCUCACCAAGAGGACGGAAACCGUGUUCCGGUUACCCGGUUCUUUUCACGAGAGUGAAUAGUCAUCUGAAUUGGCUCAAGACAUACUAUGACAAAUAUUAAAAAGACAGUGACAUUAUGAAACAUGUGCUAUAAUUAUACAUGGAAGAACUUUUAUUAUUCUGGAUUCCACUUAAUGUAAAUAAGCUUGUGAGAGUUUGAUCAGGAGGGGCGGGGGUUUAAGCUAUAAUAAAGUGUCUUCCUAAAAAUCCAAUACAUUUUUCCAGAAGGAAUUUGUAGGCUUUAUUUGCCAUUAAAAAGAGAUAUCUUAAAAAUGUGUCUAUGUAAAAACAGACUUUUAUUAUAGAAAUAAUAAAUUGCAGCCAUGCAAUAGAAAGUAAUUUUAUGAGAGGUCAAGCUGUUGAAGCUGAAAACGGCCAUAUUUAAAGAAAAACGAGGAGGUGGUAUGUAAAGGUGGCAGAAGUAAUGUACGGAAGAGAAGCUUCUUCUUUCUUUGUAGAACCGAAAUGGCUCUCAAACGUAAUUUACGUUGCAAAAUAAUUCUAAGCAGUAUGCAUUUCAAGUAUUUGAACCUUUGUGAAACAUAUUAAUUGAAGUAACAAUUUACAUGACAUGUCUGAAUGAACAUACUUGUGAUUUUUGAUUUGAUUUAUUGAUCCAUUUUCAUCUACAGCUGCACAAUAUGGAAGAGAUAUUUGGAGUUUUAUGCUAAUAUUGACAGUUUUACAUAUAGUAUACCUUUGUACAUAAUAACACAUUAAUAUAUCAAUUAAUGAUGAAUACUUAAAUAAAUGUUGUUACGCUAUAUA
This is a messenger RNA of Schistocerca serialis cubense, 1664 nucleotides long. Its product is annotated as clotting factor C-like. The transcript is spliced from 6 exons. Gene Ontology annotation, molecular function: serine-type endopeptidase activity. Gene Ontology annotation, biological process: proteolysis. Bases 7 to 957 code for a protein of 316 amino acids. Lineage: Eukaryota; Metazoa; Arthropoda; Insecta; Orthoptera; Acrididae. The record is from RefSeq and is a predicted model, not a curated record.